This is a messenger RNA of Cyprinus carpio (common carp), 9142 nucleotides long. Its product is annotated as SRC kinase signaling inhibitor 1-like. NCBI's taxonomy places the organism in Eukaryota, Metazoa, Chordata, Actinopteri, Cypriniformes, Cyprinidae. The transcript is spliced from 20 exons. Gene Ontology annotation, cellular component: cytoplasm; postsynaptic density; actin cytoskeleton. Gene Ontology annotation, biological process: regulation of dendritic spine morphogenesis. Bases 703 to 5475 code for a protein of 1590 amino acids. The record is from RefSeq and is a predicted model, not a curated record.
UGUGUGUGUGUGCAUGUAUGUAUCAUGCAUGCUUACCACAGUGAGGCGCUGUGUGUUUCUGCAGAUCUCCUCCUGCUCCUCCUCCUUUCCACACACUCUUUCUCACUCUGUCCCUCUCCCCUCUUUCUCUCUCCCUCUUUCCUCUUUCCUCUUUCCGAUGAGGAUCUCUCAUCUCUUCUGCUUCAUGAUCAGCCGGUCUAAUCAAAUCACCAUGGCCACGCUACCUUCCCCACUUCUUCCUCUCUUUCUCUGCUCUUCAUACUUUCUCUCUUUCACUCCAUCCAGCUUCUUCUUCCUUUCUCCCUCUCUUGUUCUGAAUCUGGGUCAUCCACUAUCAUGACGGACAGUCUCCCAUUAUCACCCUCUCCUCUUCUCCCCUAAAGCAAGAAAGGAAAUAAGGGAGGAAAAGUAGGUGAGAGAGGGGUAAGGGAUGAGAGAAAGUCACAGAGUGCCCUGUUUGUCUGAACGCACGCUCUGAUUGGCUGCUCAUCCUGCUGGUGUCACAUUCUGCCCUCUUCACAUGUUCACGCAUCGCAGUGUCCUCACAUGAGUAUAACACUCUAAUGCACGCUCAUACACACACACACACAUACAGAGAAACCCAUGAGUGCUGCCGGACACCACUGGAAUAAUGACUUUACACUGGAUUCCUUCAACCUGUCCUCUUCCAAAGCGGACUAACCAUCGUCCUUGUCGGUUCAAAUGAACCCGGAGCGUGGCGGAGGUCACAUGAUCUCCACCGAUGACCUGGAGUACCCACGUGAAUAUCGCACGCUGGGAAACAGCACGCGACGCUUCUCCAACGUGGGGCUGGUCCACACCUCUGAACACCGGCACACGGUCAUCGCCGCCCAGAGCCUGGAGGCCCUCACCAACCUGCACAAGGCCGACAUGGAACGCAAGCGGGACACAUUCAUGGACCACCUGAAAAAUAAGUACCCUCCUCAGCACUCCCUACCACCCUCUCCAUCCCCCUCGCACGGCAGCAUGAGGGGCACUGCAGAGAGAAGCGCACGUGAACAGCAACAGCCAAACUACUGGAGCUUUAAGAGCCGUAGUCCACGUCACUCCCAGUCCACUCAGUCAGGUUUGGCAGACCAGGCGUCUAAACUGUCCUUCGCAUCUGCUGAGUCUCUGGAGACCAUGUCGGAGGCCGACAUGCCGCUGGGCUUCAACCGCAUGAACCGUUUCCGUCAGAGCCUCCCACUCUCUCGCUCUGCAAGCCAGAAUAAACUACGCUCUCCAGGUGUCCUUUUCCUGCAGUUUGGAGAUGAGACCAGACGUGUUCAUAUCACUCACGAGCUCAACAGUUUGGAGACCUUGCACGCACUCAUCGUGCACAUGUUCCCUCAAAAGCUGACAGCAGGAAUGCUAAAGUCUCCGAACACGGCCAUCUUGAUCAAAGACGAAGCGAGGAACGUUUUCUACGAGCUGGAGGACGUGAGGGACAUACAGGACCGCAGUAUCAUAAAAAUCUAUCGCAAAGAGCCCAUCUAUGCCUCCUAUCCUGCGGCACAUCUGGCCAACGGAGACCUCAGGAGAGAGAUGGUUUAUUCAUCCCGGGACUCCUCACCUACCCGUCGCCUCAACACUCUCCCUUCCUCCUCUGGCUCGACCUCCUCCGGUUCUCCUUCCCGAUCCCGUCUCUCCUACAGUGGAGGUCGGCCCCCCUCUUUUGCUGGUCCGGGUCACCCUCACUCACAGGGUCCCCAACAUCCGUCCCACUCCCACCACCCUUCGCCCUCUCACGGACAAACUCAAGGCCUAAACUCCUCCUCCUCAGCCAUCCUGGAGCGGCGUGAUGUCAAACCCGAUGAGGAGAUGUCUGGUAAAAGCAUGGUCCUCCUGAAGAAUGAAGGUCUUUAUGCUGAUCCGUACAGCUUGAUGCAUGAGGGUCGGCUUAGUAUCGCUUCUACUCAGUCCCUGGCCACCAUCGCCGACCCCUUCGGCUUCCCAGUGUCAGGAGGUCUGUACCGCAGAGGUUCGGUGCGGUCUCUCAGUACAUACUCAGCUGCAGCACUGCAAAGCGACCUGGAGGACAGUCUGUAUAAGCCUGGAGGUUCUCUAUACUCCGAUACCUACAGCAGCUCCACACUCGGCAUGGGCUUUCGUCUGCCACCCUCCUCCCCACAGAAAAUUCCUGACGUGCAGCUGCGUGACAGGGAAUCAUUCACUGGGUCCCCCAGCCGAGGGUCACCUGUGAGAACCACCUUCCGCAAAGACUCUGCUUCCUCUUCCGUGUUUGUGGAGAGUCCGAAGUCCAGACCCAGCUCCAGUUCUGAACCCCUAGGAGAUGGGAGUAAGGGGCCUGGAUUUGGGUCGUCAUUGUCUGGGCCAGAGACGGACACACGCAGGGAUCGUAUGGAGGCAAUGGAGAAGCAGAUAGCCAGUCUGACUGGGCUGGUUCAGAGCGUCCUAACCCGAGCACCAGACAGCGACAGCACAUGCGGCCUGCUGCGUCUCUGCAUGAUGGCGGGCUGCCCUCCGGACCAGGGGGCGGACUUUUCACGGCCCUUCCCUUUCUCUUCCAGCGAGAAGACCGAAUCCACCAGCGACGGCUCCGCCACAGGAACUGGCCGGCUGAAGAAGAAAGCACUGACUCCAUCUGCUCCGCUGGCACUGAUGCCUCCACCUUCAUCUGGAGGCUCUCAGGCCUCCACCAUCUCCAGGCUGCAGAUGCAGCUUCACCUGCAUGACCUACAACAGAAUGCCACCGAUCUGCGCAAACAGCUCAAACAGCUCCGUAAGAUGCAGUUGCAGAACCAGGACUCCAUAUGCAGUCUGCUGAAGAGGACUGAGACAGAGCUGAGUCUGCGUCUAUCAGAUGCAUUAAGGAAACAGGAAGACCCUCUCCAGAGACAGCGCCUCCUAGUGGAAGAGGAGAGACUCAAGUAUCUGAAUGAGGAGGAACUCAUCAUACAGCAACUGCAUGAUCUGGAAAAGUCAGUGGAGGAAAUCCAGAAGGAGAUGUCUGUCAAUCACCGACAUUUGACAGUGCAGGAGCUGGAGGAGAAAAGCUCGCUGCUGAGGAAACUGGGAGAGACUCUCACAGAGCUGAAGAAUCAGUUUCCAGGCCUCCAGAGUAAAAUGCGUGUGGUGUUACGAGUGGAAGUGGAAGCUGUGAAAUUCCUGAAAGAGGAGCCACACAGACUGGACGCCCUGCUUAAACGCUGCAGAUCUAUCACAGACACUCUCUCCACACUGAGGAGGCAGGUGAAUGAAGGAGUGUGGAAAACCCAGGAUGAGUAUUCCAGUCCCUCUCCUAAACUCGGAGGAGGGGAUGAGUACAGGAAGAACCCAGACUUCGACAUUCCAACCAGCCCACCGCUAAGCCUCAAUGAGACCAGCCUGGCUAACUGGAGCCCUCACUCUGGUCAAGGCCACAGCCACUCAAACCCUUCUAGUGCACAGCGUGAGAGAGAUUCUCAUGGGGUGGUGGGCUCGUUGAAGGGACGGGAGCUGGGUGAACUGGGAGGUCGAGGCGGGUCUGAUAAGGCCUCAUCUGUGGAAGUGAGACUGGCAGCAGAGCGGGAUUGGGAAGAAAAGAGGGCCAGUCUAACACAGUACAGUGCUCAGGACAUUAAUCGACUGUUGGAGGAGACUCAGGCGGAGCUCAUGAAGGCAAUUCCUGACUUGGACUUUGCUGCCAAGCAGAUCAGACCUGCUCAGAACCAGAUUCAAAACCAAAACCAGAGCCCGAGUCCAUCUAAUACCAAUGCCACACCUGAACACAAGCCAAAUAAACCUCAGAAUAAACUUUCCAGUAAAGAUAACGGAUCCAGACGAGGCUCGGAUGAACUGACGGUGGCAAGGUAUCGAACGGAGAAGCCCUCAAAAUCCCCCCCUCCACCACCUCCCCGCCGGAGUUUCCCCUCCUCCCCUGGGCUUACUACACGCAGCGGAGAGAUGAUCAUUCCUGGGAAGAGUAUAAAGAAGUCAGAAUCAGAGGAGACUGAGUCUCAGAAGCCACACGUUAAGCUGAGGAGGAGUGUAUCUGAAGCCCCCCGACCGGCCUCCACCCCUCCAACCAUUGUUGCUGGAGAACAAGAGGAGGGUGCUGAGGAGAAGUUAGCAGCUGAGCUGGAGCUGAUCACAUCUAAGCAUGGUGAUGAUCACUCCAGUGAUUUUACAGAGAAACCUCUGAUGCAGCACGGGAUGUCCUCCAGUUCAGUUCCCCAGAUAGUCUUAACUGAUUGUAACUCUCACCCCACGUCCCCUUCUGAGGACUCAGAAGAGACCCAGCCGUCUGACAGCAUGCAGACAAAUAAAGGCAAUAACACUGGAAAUGACAUCGGAGCAAGUUACUUCAGCCACAUUGUGAGGACUCCCCGUCUGUCGCUAUGGAAACAAGACUUGUCAACCAGCCAAAAAGUCCCUCGGAUUCAAAACUUGGAUGCGGCCCAAAGGGAGCUCCAGAGUCCAGUCCAGGAUGUGGCCCAGUCGUGCCCGCCCUUAACAACCGAGAGAGCAAUUAAACAGCCCCUGAGGAGGGAGCCAAGGGUUCAGGAGCCGACACAAACGAAAGAAGAGCGAAUUAGAAUUUCAGACACUACAUUGUCUGUCUGGCCACAAAAUGGGCUUGUAGAGACAUCUCAAGUGGGUUUGAGCCACACUCAAGGCGUUGGAGGGGAAAAGGAAGACAUCUGCCACAGCACGUACCGUCGUCUGGACAGUCUGGAGGAAACCAUCCGUGAGCUGGAGCUCAGCCUGAUGGAGUUCAGCACUGAUCCUCACAUGGGGAACAUCUUCCCAACAUCCGUCCAGGAGAAGAGUUCCUUCACCAAGAGACCUGGCAGCACUCAACAUACAGCACAGACCCCUGCAGACGGAGGAGACACUAACAAACCUGCUGUCCCACCCAAACCAUUCUGCAUCAGCACAUCCACAGCAAAGACUGGUGGUGGAAAAGUGUUGUCUCGUCUCAAGCACCUGCAGCAAAGUGGUUCAGAAAAGAGCAAAACAAGCAAACAGAGAGAGGACUUCCUUAAGAACCAGGCUCAACAGCAGGCUCUAAGUCUGAACAUCAGCAGAGCCAGAGCAACCGAGUCGCUCCUCGCAAGCACCAGAGCCGCUAGCUUCUCUGGCCACCUGCCCUCCAGAUUGCGAAAGUAUCCCCAGGAGGGGGCGCUGUCCUCCUUGACGGCCUCCUCCAACCAGGCCAAAGCACUUCUUGCUAGCCUCUCUGCAUCCAGUUUCUCGGCGGAGGCCCUCCUGCUCUCGUCCACCUUAAGACAGCAUCGGUUACUCAGAGAACAGAACGUCAACUCAUCAAGCCUUCCUUUUCCCAUCUCCAACGGCCGCUCCCCUCCCUCUCCGAAUUCACCUACUUCCUCUUCCUCAACCUCACCCUCUGCUCUCACCUCACUAAGUCUAUCCUCGCUGGCCCUGAAACCCUCCGUCACCGGAAGCUUGGAGUUUGUCAAGGAGCGGAACAAGACUGAACCCAAGAUGGUGACUCUGGAAGACAGUGAUUGAGGAUAUGGCUGGAAAUGCAGACAGUACAAGUAGAUGAACUGAAGUGUGACUGACCUAAAAAAAAAUUUGGAGGCUUAGUUUCUGUAGUGUUUUGUUCCUGAUCCUUUCACUGGAUAUCCUUACCAAGACGCCUUGCAGAGAAUGGUGACGUAGUGCACGGAGGCUUAGUGCAGCGUUUUGCAUCAUAGGCUCAUCCUUCUUCAGUUUGUGAACAGAUUCAAACUGUAAACCCUAUCUACUCUGCAUUUCUGCCAGUUCCUCAAACUAGAGAACCAACAGAUGGGCUUGGACACUCACCACCAGCCUGUUUCCAGCUCCACUGCACAGCCAGCAUCACACCACCCACGGGAGGCCUGGGGAAGGACUCUUUACCCAAACCCUCAUUCAUUUGCCAAAUCUCACAUGUUGGAGGUCUAGCUGAGUUCGGUAGAUGUCCAUCAAGUGUAAAAUCAAGACUGUAAGACUAUGUAAAACCAAGUAGAGUUGCAAUAAUCGAAAGUGAGUACUGUAGUAGUCAGUGUUUGUCGAGACGUUUUAUUGCUCAUAUCUAUAUUAACAAAAAGAAUGUUAAAAAAUAACAGCAAAAACUUAAUGUGGAGGCAGUGUCGCUCGUUCUAAUGUAGAUUUUGGCUAUCAGGCAUACUGCUAAAGGAAAAUAACUGAAAUUGGUGCUAUGAUUCACAUUUUGAUGAUUAUAAGCUCCCUUAAAGGGAUAGUUUAUCCAAAAAUGAACAUUCUGUCAUGAUUUACUCAUUUUUAUAUUGUUGCAAACUGAAUGACUUGCUUUCUGAAAAAUUCCUUGGUUUAUUGUCUAUACAAUAGAAGUCGGUAGGGUCUAACAAUGUUUGGGACUCCACUGACUUAAACUGUGUGGACAAAAACAUUCUUCACAAUAUCUUCUUUUGUGUUCUACAGAAAAAAAGCAAUUCAUGCAGAAUUUUCAUUUUCAGAAGAACUUUCUCCUUGAUACACAUACACUGCCUAAGAGUCUAUUUUUGUUCUCAUUUGCACUCAGAUAGGUCUUCAUACAGCCAUUUUACAUGUUUGCUGUAACUUAGCACAAGUUGUCAUGGCAACAGAGGAAUUGUGAGAAAGUGGAGGACUGCCUACUUUUGAAAUCACUUAUUAUGGGAUGGUGUUGUUAAGCUUUUGUUUUCUGAACAGUCACAUUUUUCCUCUGUAAGGAUAUAUUUAGAAUACUUCCCGGUUCUUGUCAUUACAGAAGCACAACAGGUUUUAGAAGCUAGAGAAAGUACAAUGAUCUGACAAUCAUCAAACAUUCGGCACAAGCUGUCUUAACCUUUGGGCCUCCCAGACUGUGAAGCUGAAUUCCAAUUUAAAAUGAACAAACAGAUGGUUAGGUUCACCGUGUAGGGGUUGCACAAGCAAGAAGACUAAGCGUAAUUCCACAGCAUGUAUGCCAGUGGACGUGAUCCAUCGAGUAGAAGACAUCUGUGCGGUAGAGCAUUCCAACUCAUCCUUUCUCCUAAUGAGCCAGUCAAACCCUCCGCUUACUUUUCUAUCAAACUACAGACACUUAGAUUCAAUAUCAUUUUUAGAAGGUAAUUGUGUGCCAGUUUAUGAUUACCUAGAAUGGUGAUAUAAAUAUGAACAUCACAUCCAUUCUCUGGUUUCAUUGCUCUCCACAGACAUAAUACUGAAAUGCAAAAGCAUAAUUAUUAUUUUGGUCAUUGAGGCUCUGGUUAUGCCCACCCAGCUGCUUUUCUCAUUCCAGUCCUUAUAACGCACACACACACAAACAAAAAAAAUAUUUUUUUUCCUAUGUUGCGAAUUUGUCAAUGCCACAACCUGCAGGUUUCCUCAUGAGCCCAGAGAAUUUAAAUGUGAAAAGCUGAGUGAGAGUGGAAUAGAAUGAGAUGAAUAGAGCAAGAGGGGAGAUUUUUCCAGCUUUCUGACAAAACCAGUGUGUGAAAUUGAUUGCUUGUGGUGCGGGGUUUAAAAUAAUGGCUUAAGCAAUAGGUUGACGUCGAGAGUAAAUGGCCAGAGGAGAGAUUAGUGGUGUUACUCCGUGUCUCGCAGCCAAAUCGGCCUGUAAUUCAUGUCUGAAAUGUACAAUGAUUCAUGUGGGAUGUGCUGCGAGAGGCAAAAAGGUCAAGCUAAGGCUGUUACAUGCAUGGAAACUCCUAAAUUUAAGCCAUGGCUUGAAUAUGGUGUUGUUUAAAUUGAACAUCUGUGAUUGAAAACAAAGCUUUAUUUGUAAUUCAUGCCGGGAUCUGCUUGUUAUACAAAAAGUUAAGCAACUCAAUGGUGGUUUGCAAAUUCCUUAAAAUUACAUUUGUUAAAAUGAUUAAAACUUGUCUUGAUUUGUUCUCUAGAUCUUUCACACUCUAGAUUUUUCAAGUCCUGUCUGGAAAGUUCACAGCUCGGCCUAUUUAAGGACUCAGACCAAACUAUUAUUACAAACUAGCAAAUUUAGCAAUUCGUCCUGCGGUGAGCACACUCAAAUGAUCAAAACAUUACCCUUGCGCCUACCGUUUCUCAGAAACCAGAAGCGGGUUUCAUGCUUGGAUGGAGAUGCUAAGAAUCUACAGCACAUCCUGUCAGGAAGUGCACUUCACCCUCUUAGUAAAGCCAUGGGUAGAAAUUUGUGUGCUAAGAAAAGACUUUCUUGACUACCCUCGGAGACUGUGAUGGAUAAAUGUAGGAAGGUGGUGAAAUCUCCCUUUUUAAAGUAGUAUCUUUCUCUCUCAAAACAUAGUAAGAUAUCAGCUCAGACAUGAUAUAUGAAUACAUCUUCAAAGUUAGUCAUUUAUUUUUCACUCAACAUGGUUGGUAAAAAAAAAAAAAAAAGUAUGAUACUAGAUUUGCGUUUGUAUAUUUUUUGUUUGUUGAUUUUAUAUUAACUGAGAUUUAUUUGUACAUAUUUUUGUUUUUGUAAUCUUGAUGAAAUAUAUAGCACACUGGAAAAUUAUUUAUUCAUAAGAAAAGUGUUUUGUAUAUUGAGUUGAAAAUAUUACUCUGUACAGCCCAGCUCAUGUAUGAAGUAUAGCUGCAUCUUACCACAGGUUGAUAUUUUGUUAAUUUUAUGAGUUUAUAAGUUGGGUAAAUCUGAAAAAGCCUUUAUCCAGCCAGCCAGUCAAAAGAAUUUAAUUAGUGUGAUCCGAGUGAAAUCAGGUGCAUUGCUGAUAUUCAUGAAGCUCUAAUCUGUAUUGUGACCUGAGAAUGUCAUUUGCUAACUCUUCAUUUGUUUGCUUUGGGUGGAAUGAAAUUAAAUGUGGCUAUAAUGGCAAAUGUAAAUGAACUGUCACAGCCAUCUAGUGGUAGGGAGUAAGUCUGAAAUGUAUUGCUUAUACUGUAGUUACUCAGUGAGGCACUACUGAAUAACAGAUGUUUAAACUUUCAGUGUACAAAUGCCUUGGUCAAGGAAACAGUAUGAGUUGCAGGUUAGAGUUCCCCCCAGAAAGACUGCAGGAAAUAGGAGCUGGAUGCUUCUGCUAGUUGUGUCUGGAGUAAUUUGGAGAAAGAAAGCACAUUCUUUGUUGAAUGGUCUUUGAUGGGACGUCUUUAUGUAGAAUAUUUUACCAGAGCUCUUUAGUCCCUUAAGUGAGAUUUUUUUUUCUAUAUGGAUGUGUGGAUGUUACAAAAUUCUGACAUCAAACAAUAAUAUUAAAAUACUAGAAAACAGUAAAAGAAAAAAGAAUGAAAA